UGUGUUUGGCUUUGUUUUUAUGGCUCAGAGCCCCUGCUCAGUUCUCUCCUGCGUCGCAUGCCAGACCUGGAGACUCUGGAGAUCCUGAAGUUGGUGAACUGCCCCGAGACCUUCACCCCAGACAUGAGGUGCAUCAUGGGCGAGUCUCCUUCAGUUCAGGGCUACUUUGUGCUGGCGGGAAUGAACUCUGCUGGCCUUUCAUUUGGUGGAGGGGCUGGAAGGUACCUCGCUGAAUGGAUGGUGCACGGUUACCCAUCCGAAAACAUCUGGGAGCUGGACCUGAAGCGUUUUGGAGCCCUCCAGAGCAGCCGCACCUUUCUGCGCCACCGGGUCAUGGAAGUCAUGCCUCUGCUGUACGAUCUGAAGGUUCCCCGUUGGGACUUCCAGACCGGGAGGCAGUUACGCACCUCUCCUCUCUAUGACCGGCUGGAUGCACAAGGAGCCAGGUGGAUGGAGAAACAUGGAUUUGAGAGGCCGAAGUACUUUGUGCCACCAGACAAGGACCUCCUGGCAUUGGAGCAGAGCAAGACGUUCUACAAGCCAGACUGGUUUGACAUUGUGGAGUCUGAAGUCAAGUGCUGCAAAGAAGCUGUGUGUGUCAUUGACAUGUCGUCUUUCACAAAGUUUGAAAUAACAUCCACCGGGGACCAGGCGCUGGAAGUCCUACAGUACCUCUUCUCCAAUGACCUGGAUGUGCCCGUGGGCCACAUCGUGCACACCGGCAUGCUCAACCAGGGUGGGGGCUAUGAGAACGACUGCAGCAUCGCGCGCCUGGGCAAGCGCAGUUUCUUCAUGAUUUCCCCCACCGACCAGCAGGUCCACUGUUGGGCCUGGCUUAAGAAACACAUGCCGGAAGACAGCAACCUGCUUCUGGAGGACGUCACCUGGAAAUACACCGGUAAGGGGGCCCUCUGGGGUCAGCUGCACAGGAAAAGGCCAGCCUGUCCAGAUUUGUCUUCUCCAUUUGCCUUCUAUUUGACAUUCAGAAAUGGGGGUCAGAGUGAGAGGCGUGCAAGAGGUUUUCUGGUCGCACAACAUUGAUCUCUAAUACCCCCGUUUUUGUCAGUGAGGUGUGGAGUGAGUUGUGCUUUAGUUUUGGUUUGUUUUGUUCACUGCUAUAUCCCCU
Messenger RNA from Leptonychotes weddellii (Weddell seal), 1126 nucleotides. The record is from RefSeq and is a predicted model, not a curated record. Lineage: Eukaryota; Metazoa; Chordata; Mammalia; Carnivora; Phocidae.